This is a messenger RNA of Closterium sp. Yama58-4, 2103 nucleotides long. The record is from the annotation of a GenBank genome assembly. Lineage: Eukaryota; Viridiplantae; Streptophyta; Zygnematophyceae; Desmidiales; Closteriaceae.
GUCCCUCCAGUACUGCUCCCUCUCCGGCUCACUCCCUCCCUCCCUCACCCUCCUCCCGCUCCUCUCCUCCCUCCACCUCUCCCACAACCUCCUCUCGGGCCCUCUCCCUCCCCUCCUCUCCUCGCUCUCCACCUCACCACCCUCCACCUCGCACACAACCUCUUUUCGGGUGUAAUCCCUGACCCAAUCUGUGAUAUGCCCAUAGUUGCUGACCUGGAUCUGUCGGCCAAUCAGCUGCAAGGAACCAUCCCUCCCUGCCUCGUCGAGAUGCCCACGCUCCGGAUUCUGUCAGUUGCAUUUAACAACCUGUCAGGGCCAGUUCCUGAAUUACCCGACGGCAGCGAGCUACAAUUCAUCUACGACCACAAUUGUCUCGACGAUGCGCCAGACCAGGCAUGCGCUGCAGGCCUCCAUGCCACCCCCUAUGUGCCUGCUACCUCUGCUCCCAGCAACAGUAGCAACAGCGACACCAACAGCAGCACCUCGUCCAUCCCAACUCUAGCAUACGUCCUGCUAGCGCUGCUCAUCAUCACCGUGGUCUUUGUUGUCCUCUUUGGCCUCUUCGGUACGGUACAUCGCAUCAAAGUGAAGGCCAGCAAGAAGAGGCAGAUGACCCACCUGCCCGAGUUCUCAGUGUCACGCCUCCGCGCCACGACCAGAGGUUUUUCUACAGAGCACGGAAGAGGCAGCUUUGGGACUGCUUAUAUCGCGUACGACCUCUUUCCAGAGGCCAGCGGAGGAGCGGAGGGAGGAAGGGGGCGUGGCGGUGCAUCGCAUGGGCAUGGGCAUGGUUACAUGCAGGCGAAUUCCCAUGCCAUGCCACCUGCUAUUCCCAAUCCGGAGAGGCAUGGGCUCCUGAAGCGAGCUCGCGACCCUGACAGCUUCUCGGAAUCUGCCUUCUGCCAGAAGGUAGCGCUGCUAGCAGCAGCAAGCAACAGCCACCCGUGCAUGGUGCACGUGAGGGGGUUCUGUGCGAAUGGCGGGGAGAGGAUGGUGGUUCUUGAGCUGGUUACAGGGGGCACGCUGCGGCAACGCAUGAUCCGAGGUGACCUGGACGCGCUGACGUGGCAGGAGAGGGUGCAAGUGGCAGUGGACGUGGCGGCUGCGUUGUAUCACCUUCACUACAAUCACACGUCGCCCUUCGUGCACCGCGCUGUGACGUCCUCCAAUGUGCUUCUAACGGAAGACAUGACAGCCAAGGUAAUGUAUUUCUUACUGUCGGACCUAGGUUUGGCCCGAGGCAGCUCCGAUGCUUCGGGGUUUCGUCCGUUGCAGUCGUCCCUUGGAGUGGCGACGACUGCGGACGUCCUGGCUUAUGGCGUGCUGCUACUGGAGCUCAUAACGGGGCAGACUGCAGAUGGAACAACACAAAUCGUUGCGACAGACGACGCUGCCGCCCGGCCCACGAUGCACGAGAUACGGCAGGCGUAUGAGCAGCACCUUCAGGUGGAUCCUCAGGUGUUUGAGCCCCUGGACGUGGAACCUCAGGUGCUAGACUCCCUGGAACCAGACCUGGGGGAUGUGCCACUGGGCCAUGUUGGGACCAUGGAGGGUCAUGCAGAUGCUGCCGCUGGUGAUGGUGCUUUUGGUGCUGCUUCGGACAUUGUCGCUGCUUCUACUUCUCCUGCUCCUUCUCCCCCUGCUGCUUCUGAGGCAUCUCAAUAUUCCACUAGCAACUGGGCAUCGAAAAUUGUCGCCUCCAUGAGUGCUGCUGCUGCUGCUCCUGCUGGGGGUGCUUAUAUCGAAGGGCAUGCUGGGCAGGGGGAUGCAGACAGCAGCGUUCUUCUAGAGAGCGGAUUUUCUGCCCCACCUCCUAAGGGGGGAGGCAAGACCAAGGGAAAGCAACGACAAGGGGCAAGAGGGAAAGGAGGUGGGAGAGGAAUGGGCGGGGAGGCAGGGGGGGGUGUAGGGUCUACUGUAGCAGGGGUAGCAGGAGUGGGAGGAGCAGCGGCGGGGGCAUGGGCGGCGGUGGGGGGUGUGGUAGAGAGUGUGUCGAGAGGAGUGUGUGUGGGGGUGCCUGGGAGUGUGAGUGAGGUGAGGGAUGCCGAGGCUGCUUCACUGCUUAUAUCGAGACCAACAAUGGAAAAUGGUGGCGGAUAUUGA